Trichomonas vaginalis G3 is the source of this 870-nucleotide messenger RNA. Its product is annotated as glycine-rich protein family. Lineage: Eukaryota; Parabasalia; Trichomonadida; Trichomonadidae. The transcript has a single exon. The coding region runs from base 1 to 870 and encodes 289 amino acids. The record is from RefSeq and is a predicted model, not a curated record.
AUGAAAUUAAGAUAUGAAUUUGAAUUUAUCGAGGCUCGACGUUGUGCCUCAAAUCUAUUAUUUCUAAAUCCAGGAAAAUAUAAGCUUGAAGCAUGGGGAGCUCAGGGAGGUAAUACAUCAACUAAACAAGGAGGUUAUGGUGCAUAUGUGUCUGGAUUCAUAAAAUUAUCAUAUAGGUCAAAAAUCUUUGUAUUAGUUGGGCAGGGCGGUUUUAUCGCAUCAAAUCAAUUAACGGAAAAUUCGUGUGGUUUUGGAGGAAGAGGCUUCGAUAUAUCAGCAAGCGGCGGCGGAAUGACAUAUAUUGCUCUUGAUAUUGAUUCUCCCUCUAAAGCUUUGCUCAUUGCUGCCGGCGGUGGGGGUGCAUCACAUAACGUUUAUUGCAAUGUAUUAAACGAAGGUGGUCAUGCAGGAAUUCAAGCAGGAGGCAACGGAAAGAAUGGUGUAGCAUGUACAGAGUAUAAUAGAGUCACGGCUGGAGGCUUAGGAGCAACUCAAACAUAUCCAGGAACUAAUCCCCAAUAUAGUGAAUUAAAUGGUGAAAAAUUUUAUGGAGGAAAUCAAACAAAAAUAAAUGAAUUUGGUUCUGGAGGUGGUGCUGGAUAUUAUGGCGGAGCUGCUGGCAUCAACUAUGGUGCAUCUGGUGGUAGUGGGUCUUCAUGGGCUGCCGAUUUGCUUACCAAUAAAGUUUUGAUACCAGGCAAUGAAUCAAUGCCAUCUCCAUAUUUUGAAGGAAAUUUUAAUUUGAUUGGAAAUAAAGGGCAUGGUCAUGCUAGAAUUACAUUAAUAGGUAAUCUAAUUUCUUAUAAUUAUUAUGUCUUUCAAUCACUAUUGUCCAAUUUCUUUUCGAUUUAUCUUGCUUCGAUUUCAUAA